This is a messenger RNA of Juglans microcarpa x Juglans regia, 2254 nucleotides long. RefSeq names its product arginine--tRNA ligase, chloroplastic/mitochondrial-like. The coding region runs from base 140 to 2083 and encodes 647 amino acids. Gene Ontology annotation, molecular function: arginine-tRNA ligase activity; ATP binding. The record is from RefSeq and is a predicted model, not a curated record. Gene Ontology annotation, cellular component: cytoplasm. NCBI's taxonomy places the organism in Eukaryota, Viridiplantae, Streptophyta, Magnoliopsida, Fagales, Juglandaceae. The transcript has 18 exons. Gene Ontology annotation, biological process: arginyl-tRNA aminoacylation.
AAAAGAAAAAGGAGGAUUCCCGCAAAACCCUAAGCAGAGAGGAAUCGGGUAACAGAAACGUUGAGCGGGCAGUGGUUUUUCUUUCCUAAGCUCGAACAACUUAUAUAUAAAUAUAAGAAAAAAAGACAGAAGGAAAGUGAUGAUAGUAGCGUCGUCCUUGGCCGCCCUUUUCCUUGGUCCGGUUUCUCCCUCUCCAUUUUUCUCCUUCCAUCGCCUCUCUCACCUUCACCCCUCUCCUUCUCUCCCCGCUGCCGACUUGUUGAGGGCGACAUCUAGGAGGCUCAUUUUGGCAUCCAAGGUACAAUCAGUUUCAACAAUGGCAAAGGAGGAACAAAAUGUGGGAAAUGUGAAGCAACAGUUGGCCAAACUGUUUGAGUCAGCACUUAAUGCAACAGUGCCUAAUGAGCCAGAUGUAGAGCCUUUGGUUGCUGCAUGCACUGCAAAAUUUGGUGAUUACCAAUGUAAUAACGCGAUGGGCCUAUGGUCUAAAAUAAAAGGAAAGCAAAAUGAAUUUAAGGGUCCUCCAGCUGUUGGACAGGCCAUAAUGCGAAAUCUCCCUCAAUCUGAAAUGGUAGAAUCGUGCUCUGUUGCUGGGCCUGGAUUUGUUAAUGUCGUAUUAUCCAAGAAUUGGAUAGCCAAGUCUUCAAAAAUGUUAAUUGAUGGUAUUGAUACAUGGGCACCACGGCUUGCAAUCAAAAGGGCUGUUGUUGACUUUUCUUCGCCUAAUAUAGCUAAAGAAAUGCAUGUAGGACAUUUAAGAUCUACUAUUAUUGGGGAUACGCUCGCCCGCAUGCUUGAGUUUUCACAUGUAGAAGUUCUUCGGCGAAAUCACGUUGGUGACUGGGGGACACAGUUUGGUAUGUUGAUUGAAUUCCUCUUUGAAAAAUUUCCAAACUGGGAAGAUGUUACUGAAACAGCUGUUGGAGAUCUUCAGGCGUUCUAUAAGGCAUCAAAACAGAGAUUUGACAGUGAUCCUGAAUUUAAGGAGAAGGCACAAAAAGCAGUAGUUCGACUCCAGGGUGGUGAAGAGAGGUAUCGUAGGGCAUGGGCACAGAUUUGUGAAAUCAGUCGGAAUGAGUUUAAUAGGGUUUAUCAAUGCCUUGGAGUUCAUAUAGAGGAAAAGGGGGAAAGUUUCUACAAUCCAUAUAUUCCUGAGGUUUUGAAGGAGUUGACCAGUAAAAAUUUAGUUGAGGACAGUCAGGGUGCUCGCGUGAUCUUUAUUGAAGGGUUCAAUAUACCUCUUAUUGUUGUGAAGAGUGACGGCGGUUUCAAUUAUGCUUCAACUGAUCUAGCAGCUCUUUGGUAUCGCCUUAAUGAAGAGAAAGCUGAGUGGAUUAUAUAUGUUACUGAUGUUGGCCAGCAGCAGCACUUUGAUAUGGUGUUUCGGGCUGCCAAGCGAGCAGGUUGGCUCCCAGCUGAGGAUAACACGUAUCCUAAAGCUAGCCAUGUGGGUUUCGGACUUGUUCUUGGAGAAGAUGGGAAGCGCUUUCGAACUCGCAACACUGAAGUGGUUCGGUUGGUUGAUUUACUUGAUGAAGCCAAGAGUCGCAGCAAAACAGCUCUUAUCGAUCGUGGCAAGGAUGUAGAGUGGUCUGAAGAGGAGCUUGAGCAAACUGCUGAGGCAGUAGGUUAUGGUGCUGUCAAGUAUGCUGACCUGAAGAACAACAGAUUAACAAAUUACACGUUUAAUUUCGAUCAGAUGCUAAAUGAUAAGGGUAAUACUGCUGUAUACUUGCUGUAUGCUCAUGCCCGAAUCUGUUCAAUCAUCAGAAAAUCUGGUAAAGACGUAGAGGAGUUGAAGAAUACUGGGGCAAUAGUGUUGGAUCAUGCGGAUGAGCGUGCAUUGGGGCUUCAUCUGCUACAAUUUUCCGAGAUUGUUGAGGAGGGUUGCACCAAUCUAUUGCCGAAUGUGUUGUGUGAAUAUCUCUAUAAUCUGUCAGAAAACUUUACAAGAUUCUAUUCCAACUGUCAGGUCGUCGGUUCAGCCGAGGAAACGAGCAGGCUCUUGUUGUGCGAAGCAACAGCAACUGUGAUGCGGAAAUGCUUUCAUCUCCUUGGAAUAGUACCUGUCUACAAGAUAUAAUGUUAUACAAUAUGCCUGCCGCUCGUAUACCCCAAUUAAAUGGAUCAAUAUACAUUCAACGUAUGUCAUUCAUUUUGUACGGCAUUUGGUUUCCAAGUUUUGGUGAACUUCCAAUGUGGCUGUCGGAUAUUUAUGUGGAUAGAGCCGCAAAUGUAAGGCUUUUUAAAGUUA